This is a messenger RNA of Laetiporus sulphureus 93-53, 696 nucleotides long. Its product is annotated as thioredoxin-domain-containing protein. The transcript has 5 exons. The coding region runs from base 55 to 549 and encodes 164 amino acids. Lineage: Eukaryota; Fungi; Basidiomycota; Agaricomycetes; Polyporales; Laetiporaceae. The record is from RefSeq and is a predicted model, not a curated record.
AGGCUGUGUACCCUCAGUAACUACAGGAGACGACCCACUCCCUUCAGAUUAGCCAUGUCGAUUACGCAUCUAACGUCGGUUUCGCAAUUGAACAAUAUUCUUUCGGAAUCUACGGACAAACUAUCUGUCAUCGACUUUCAUGCGACUUGGUGUGGACCGUGCCACAUGAUUGCGCCUGUCUUCGAGGCGCUUUCAAAGCAGUAUCGGAAUGUCAACUUUCUGAAGUGCGAUGUAGACGCGGCUAAGGAUAUUGCAAGAACGUAUGGCGUUUCUGCCAUGCCGACCUUUAUAUUUCUUCAAGGUAGUACAAAAGUCGAUCAAAUACGUGGAGCCGACAAAGCUGGUCUUGAACAAGCUCUUCGACGCCAUUCUUCCGGUUCGUCUGCUGGAGCUUUCUCCGGGAAGGGCCAAACUCUAGGUGGCUCCUCUCCAACGGAAUCUUCCACCGACGACUUUGGUAUAGCGGCCGCCUUCGACAGGCUAGACCCUCAGCUGAAGGUGCUGUUGUUCCUCCUGGCGGGAUAUCUUCUCUUCUGGUACUUCAGUUGAAUGGUCCAUAUCUUUUCGCAUAUCCUGGGUUCUCUAGCUUCCUGCAUAGCAUACUGCAUUAUCAUUGAUUUGAAUUAAGUUCGAUGAGGAUUCGUGCGAGAGAAACUAGCCUAUAGUACUUCAGUAUGUCUCGGACACGGCGGACCG